AUGGAUAGAAACAUUCUUGAUGCUGCUAGUGGUGGAGCACUUGUCGAUAAAACUCCAGUUGCUACUAAAGCCCUGAUUGAGAACAUGUCAUUCAACUCCCAACAAUUCACAACCAGAAAUAAUUAUAUGGUCCAAACAAAAGGUGUGAAUGACAUUCGGGUUUCCUCUUCCAACAAGGCUUUAGAGACCAGAAUUGAAGAGCUUACUUCUUUAGUGAAACAAAUGGCAGUGAGUAAACCUCAAACAACAAAGUUGUGUGAUGAUUCAGUCACUCAGUUGCCUCAAGCAUAUGCAACUAACUUUUUCAACCAAAACAUUAAUCAGAGAGGGUACAACAUUCCUGACUUGUCCCCCAACAAAUAUCAUCCCAAUUGGAGGAACCAUCCAAACCUUCAAUAUGGAAACCAGCAACCCACCCAACAACAAUUAGUCAUACCCCUGCCACAACCACAGACCACUCCCCAAGUCUCCACCUCUGCACCUUUCGGACCUUCAUUGGAGGAUCUUGUCAAACAAAUGGCUGUUAACAAUCUCCAAUUUCAGCAACGAAUAAAUUCUAGUAUUCAGACUUUGCAGACACAGGUAACAGAACCGGCCCUAGAAAAAAAUAAAAAAAUUCUUGAGGUAACACCUGAACCUUCUUCCGUUGUGAUAGAAACUGAACCCUCUGUUGUGGUGGAAACUGAAAAAGAAAAAGAGAAGGAGUAUGUGCCACCAGUUCCCUUCCCACAUAGAAUACUAAAAAAUAAAAGGACUGAUGAUGGAGACAAGGAGAGAGAGAUUAUAGAUGUAUUCAGAAAAGUGGCGGUAAACAUUCCGCUUCUUGAUGUUAUUAAGCAGGCUCUAAAGUAUGCAAAAUUUCUAAAAGACUUACGUACAAGUAAGAGAAGGUUGAAGGGCAAUGAGAGAGUAAAUUUGGGACGAAACAUUUCAGCCCUUAUCCAGCCUAAACAUUCACCUGAAAAAGCUACUAUUUCAACAUUUUGGACAUGUAUGGAGAAACAAAUUCAAGCAGAUCGCCCAUCAUUUUAG
Molecule: messenger RNA, 1032 nt
Organism: Lathyrus oleraceus (garden pea)
Lineage: Eukaryota; Viridiplantae; Streptophyta; Magnoliopsida; Fabales; Fabaceae
Exons: 4
Coding region: 1-1032 (343 amino acids)
Source: RefSeq, a predicted model, not a curated record